Messenger RNA from Mytilus trossulus (common blue mussel), 3899 nucleotides. Its product is annotated as protein phosphatase 1H-like. The record is from RefSeq and is a predicted model, not a curated record. The transcript is spliced from 12 exons. Gene Ontology annotation, molecular function: cation binding; protein serine/threonine phosphatase activity. Bases 42 to 1424 code for a protein of 460 amino acids. Gene Ontology annotation, biological process: protein dephosphorylation. NCBI's taxonomy places the organism in Eukaryota, Metazoa, Mollusca, Bivalvia, Mytilida, Mytilidae.
UGAUUGUCAGAAGGAAGGAAAUCGAAAAUGAUUUGAUAACGAUGUGGGGGAAACUACAAGGUGCUAUUGACAGGUUUUCUAAGAUUGCACAACCUGGUGAAGAACAAGAAGCAACAAACAGUAAACCAAGAAAAUUCACUUAUGGCCGUCCUGAAUUCUUGCAACUUAAUGAUGAUGAAGUACAAGUUUGUCAAGAUAUCUAUACACGACCUAUUAUUGUUCCUAGAGAUGAAAUGCUGUUACUUAGGACAUCUGGAUAUGCUGAGGUUAUAAAUGGUGGAAAAAGUAAAUUAAAUGAAGACCAAUCUACAUCCAAACAAUUUUUUAUCAAGAAGAAAUCAGUAAGAAAUGGUGCAGCAUCCACAGAAAUUCCACUGGAACCAAUAACAGAUGGGGGACCAAUGAAUGAGAUUCCAGUGACCUACUUUGCAAUAUUUGAUGGACAUGCUGGCCCUGAUGCUGCAGUGAUGGCUUCUAAAUUGUUACAUAAACUAAUUGAGGAAAAGUUGAAUGGUGUAAAAGACUUUAUUUUUGAAAUAGCAGGUCCUACCAAAGGACAGCUUGGAGAUUCAAAGCACGAUUCAAAAUCCAUAUCUAUCCAUAGUUUAGUCAUUGGUGCACUGGAACAAUCUUUUAUUUCAAUGGACCAACAAAUAAUAGACGAGAAACAGAACUAUACAAUAUCAGGAGGUUGUGCUGUAAUUGUUGCUUUAUUUUUACUGGGUAAACUCUACAUUGCCAAUGCUGGAGAUUGCAGAGCAAUCUACUGUAACAAGAAAGUAACUGUACAGUUAUCCAAUGAUAUGACACCUCAUUAUGAAAGACAGAGGAUAAUGAUACAGGCCAUGACACGUCCAGAAUUAAUUGGAGAAGACUUCACUUACAACGAAUAUACAAGACGAAUAACCAGGAACGAUAUUGGGAAAAGAAUACUGUAUAGAGGGCCAAUGAUGACUGGAUGGUCUUACAAAGUAGCUGAUGAAGAUGAUUUGAAAGUCCCAUUAAUAUUUAAACUUGGAGGAAAGUCGAGACUUAUGCAGACCAUUGGUGUUUCUAGAGGUUUUGGGGACCAUGAUUUGAGAGUUUUCGAUUCAAGAAUAUAUUUAAAACCACUUUUGUCUGCUGUCCCAGAGGUAAAGGUAUUUGAUCUGAAAUCCAAUGUAGAAGAUGCUGUAUUAGUAAUGGCGUCUGAUGGAUUAUGGGAUGUUAUAACAACAGAAGAUGUGAGAACUACAGUAUAUAAUGUGUUGAAUCAGAGUAGGAAGGAUGAUCCUAAAAGAUUUAAUGCAGUUGCUCAAGAAUUAGUGAUGCAAGCCAGAGGUACCCCAAUCCAUGGAAUGAAUGGUUGGACUAAGAAAGAUGGAACUGCUGGAUCUUUUGAUGAUAUUACAGUAUUAGUUAUACCAUUGGGAGAUGGGGUGUAAUUUAUGUGCAAUCAAAUUUUUAUUGGACUGGAUGGAUAUUUGAUGUACAAUUGUGUAUCCAGGUGCAUAUAAAAUGAAAAAAUGUGUUCAUAUAAAGAUGUGAUGAAAGUCUAGUCAACAUGAGAAUCAAAACUUCCAUAGUAUUGCCCUACUGAAACUUGCUGUUCUAUAUUACCUUAAAAAUGUAUUGAUAAUUGUUUUAAUGUUUUCAUAUUUUAAGCAUUCCAAAUAAUUUGAUACUUUAAAUAAAGUCUUGUUACCUACAUAAACUAAAGAAUGAUGAUAAUACUUGGUAUACAGUUGUAUGGUCAUUGGCAUAUCUCAUACCUAAAGGGAUUAUUUGACCUUGGUUCAUUGUCUUUAAAAAGUUUUUCAUUGUUACAAGUUAAAGUGUUGCCAUUUUAUUUUUUUCAUUUGCAUUAUACUGUCAAAGCUACAUAUAUGCCACAGUGUCAACAGUUUAUUACAUAUUGGGAUAAUUUUAGAUGUGUAGCAGUACUUUUUAUGUAGGGUGUCCUUAUUUUCAAAUUGGACCAAUUUUAGCCAAUUUUGCUCCUCAGACUAAUUGUCUGUGAUUUUUCCAACAUGAUUGGAUAUAUACUUUCCUUGCUUGCAUUCAAAUAGAUGCUCCCUAAAUAUUUGAUUCACUGCACCUGCUUUCUUCACAGCAUGCUUUGCUAAGCACAAAUAUUUGUUUAUGAAAAUAUUAACCUUGUUGCAGUCAUACAUUUGUUAUACUGGUUUAUUCUUCAAAAUAUGAUAGUAUUUAUUGAUUGUGAAUCUAUUCCAAUGUAUGGUUGGUUGUGAUUUUAUGCAUGCAAGUAACAAAAAAUAUUAGUUAAGCAAUUUUUCAUUUUUUCUGCACCUUUUUUGUGCAAUUUUAAGCAUACACUAAAAUAUUUCAAUUCAGCACAAUUUAUUAUAAUGUAGGACCUAAAGAUGCUUAAGGUCAAGUGUAGUUUGAACUGUAACAUGAUUUCAAUGGAGAAGCUGUAUUAUAUUGUAAUUUACAGUUUAAUUAUCAAUGAUUAUGUUUGUUAGAAGAAAGAUUUUUGGUAAAUGGAACCUGCAGUUUGUUUUUGUUUUUGACACAAGUGAAAAUUGUUUCUAAUUAUUCUUGGGUUUUUUAAAACCACAAGAAACCAUUUUAUAUUUUCACCUUGAUUUUUACACAGGAUGGUGUGUUAAAAGAAUGUACAAUUUUAUCCAAUAUAGUGCCAAAACUUAGUUGUGCCAACAUUUAUUGAUAUGCAGGCAAUCUUUAUUGUCUUAACAACAUAAAUUACUAAUUAAAUUAUAAUGUGAUUUCUGAAAUGAGAAAAUACUUUUAAAAUAUCUACAAUUAUAAAAAAAGGUGUUUCUAAAAAUAUGAAUUAUGUGGAAUUAAACAAUUCGAAAUAUCCUAUUUCAUUAUUAAUUUGCUGAAUAACAUACUUUAGAAGUUCAUAAGACAUUACAAUGUAUCACUUUUAAUCAUCAAUAAUUUGUGUUUAUACAUGUUUAAAUUAGGGCUUUGAACCUUAUGCAUUUUGUGUCAAACUACAAAACAUUGCCAUUAAUUAUAUUUAGAUGUGAUCUAAGGCUUUACUCAAAGUAUAUUUUGGUGGGAGAUGUAAUUUUGAUACCAAGAUGCAAAUAUGUGUAAAAUAUCUUUUUGUUUUCAGCCUUGUCUCAUAUCUAUUUUGACCAAAAACCAUUUGUUAAAUGACCAUAAUAGGCCAAUAUGUCAAUUUUUACAUGUUAAUGACAUCAUAGAAUCAUCGCUAGUGACCUUUAUGCACUAAAAGUAUAGCAACAUGUUCAUUUAUGCAUAAUAUUAACAUAAUAUAGAAAGUCGUGAAUAUUUUUCUUUUUUUUUUUCAAUUUAAGGGGCCAAAUAAUGAAACUAAUCAUACCUUCUUCUUUAAAUCUUCUUCAAAAUUGUUAUUGAGUUAGAUUUCCCUACCCAUGUUAUGGGCACAAGACAGGUAGUCACUUCACCAGUCGGCAUACAAAUUAAACAAUUUAAAAAAGAAUGGUUUGUCAUUGUCUGUAGAAACACAUUUGGUUAAAAAUUUUAACUUAUAAUCAACAAAAACUGUUAAAUAACCUUUUUUAGAUCUUGUUAUUACUAUUAAGAAAUGAUCAACAUAUAAACCCCAAAAGAUGUUUUGCUUCAAAAUAUAGUUUACAUAAAUGUUAAUGUUAAAAAAAUUCAGGGUAAAACUUGCUCAUAGAAAUUUUGACAAAAAACUAUGCAUGAAAUACACAGGCAGUUGUCUCAAAAAAAUGAGAUGAAUGCAAAAAAACAUCCCGUUGACCGACUUCUGAGGCCUGCUACUAAUGAUCCUGACAACAAUGAUAGUCGUGUCAUAUACCAUUGUGUAGAUAAAUCAAUUUAGAUAUACGGCAUAUGAAGUUUAGGUAGGUUUGACAACCGAGAAAUAAAAAAAAAUAACGGAAAUUUGGGACUGGGUGUCAUUAUUCAAAAAAAUA